CCUACGUUCCUACAUAGCUAACAUGAAUUUUCAAAGAGUAGCAUCUGGAAUGCAAGAUGCAAGUGAAUCAGCGAGAUGGGUCAGCGACAUUUCAGGGUCGUUUUUCUCCCUCCAGAUCACACCAUCAUGGCGGGAAGGAAUCUGAACCGUGCGGGUCCCCUCCCGGGGCUUCAGGCCAGCGGCCAGGUGCAUGCCUUUGGGAAUUGCGCAGACAGCGACGUGCUGGAAGAAGAUGCUGAGGUGUAUGAACUUCGGUCCAGGGGAAGGGAGAAGGUUCGAAGAAGCACAUCGAGAGAUAGACUUGAUGACAUAAUUAUCUUAACAAAAGACAUACAGGAAGGAGACACGCUCAAUGCAGUUGCCCUUCGCUACUGUUGUACGGUAGCAGAUAUCAAGAGAGUUAACAACCUCAUCAGUGAUCAAGACUUUUUUGCUCUUAGAUCUAUCAAAAUCCCAGUUAAAAGGUUUAGUUCUUUGACCGAAACUCUUCACCCUCUGAAGGGGAGACAAGGUUUGCAUCCCUCGCCUGCUCCGUGUGGCCCCGAGCAGGAGCUGGUGCCAGCCGGCGAGCCUCUCACUUCCAGCGGCUCAGCUGGCAGUUUCCUGAGAGAAGUGGACCGGGACAUAGAACAGAUAGUCAGGUGUACGGACACCAAGAGGGAGAACCUGCAUGAGGUCGUGUCCGCCUUGACCGCACAGCAGAUCCGCUUCGAGCCCGAGAACAGAAGCGUUCACCGGAAGGAUCCGUAUGACGGAGCCGACUGGGGCAUUGGCUGGUGGACGGCCGUGGUGAUAAUGCUGAUCGUGGGGAUAAUAACACCGGUGUUUUAUUUGCUCUAUUAUGAAAUUUUAGCUAAAGUGGAUGUGAGUCACCAUUCUACAGUGGGCUCUUCGCAUUUGCAUCCAGGACUCACACCUCCAUCCCAGCCCAGGGAAAUGGAACCUGGAAUCGGUCCCACAAAAGGGAUACCUGUUGGUCAACAAGAUGACCACAAACUGUAUAGGCAAGACCCUCAGUCACCUGACGCUCAACACAACACCUAACAGUGAGCUCCGAUCAGUGCUAAUGAUCAUGUGUGCAUAUGGAACAUGGCGACUCAUAGACAUCCGACACCGGCUUCCAAGUCAGAAUCUAGGAACAUCAAAGAUGCUUUCUGCCUAAAACUCCCUGAGCUUUACAAAUGGACUGUCUAUAACACACGCAUUUGCUGCUUUACGU
Molecule: messenger RNA, 1219 nt
Organism: Acomys russatus (golden spiny mouse)
Lineage: Eukaryota; Metazoa; Chordata; Mammalia; Rodentia; Muridae
Gene: Lysmd3
Product: LysM domain containing 3
Exons: 2
Coding region: 76-1044 (322 amino acids)
Biological process (GO): Golgi organization
Cellular component (GO): Golgi apparatus
Source: RefSeq, a predicted model, not a curated record